UUGUAUCAACUCCUCGACCUGCAACAUGUCCAUUGAUAUAUUACAAGUGAAGUGCGAUACGUGCAGUGAGGUCGCGCACGAACCAUACAUUGAGUGUUGUGAAUGCGAGACUAAUUUGUGUACGUCUUGUUUUGCCGCCGGUCAGGAAAUACGCGAACAUAAAAAUUGCCACAAGUAUGCAGUGCGAAGGAAUGAUUUCCCCCUUUUCGACAACUGCAAUUGGUCGGCUAAAGAGGAGUGCAAAUUACUAUCAGCAAUAUCAACACAUGGCUUUGGUAACUGGGAAGAAGUGUCAAAAGUUGUCCAUACAAGAUCAAAAUUAGAAUGUCAUGAACAUUAUAAAAAAUAUUACAUAGAAAAUGUACAAUACAAAGAGUUAAAGUUGCUUCCUGAAACAGAACAAUCCUUAUUUCCCAAACCAAUAACUCCAUACUUGUAUAAUUUACAGGUUUGUGUAAAUCCACCACGAAAUAACCAGUCCGACCAGCAUCUAGCAGGUUAUAACGCAUACAGAUCAGAAUUCGAACUUAGUUAUGAUCAUAAUGCGGAAAAUAUAUUUAAUAUUGAAGAUGACUACUCAGAUGAUGAAGAUGAAGAACUUAUGGAUGCCCUGAAAGUGGGCUUAGUGAAGGCAUUUAACACAAGGCUGAUAGAAAGACAUAGGCGAUAUAAUAUUAUAAAAAACCAUGGCUUAAUUGUGUUAAAUAGAGUAGUUUCAUGGUUAAAAAGAUUUGACGACACAUUAAUGAGAGCAAAGACUGAAAAACUAGUCUCAUUUAUGCAGUUCAUGACUGGUAUGCAGUUUGAUGCAUUCAUGGAAUCAUUGAGUCUUGAAGAUGAGUUAUUGCAAAAAAUAUUCCGGCUCAGUGAUUAUCGGAAGAACGGUAUAAAAACGUUUUACUCAGCAAAGCUUUAUCAGCAACUGAAAGUGGAGAAUACUUUAGCAUUUAAGGAACAGAAGUAUCUUACGAUGGUUAUGCAAAAUAGAUUUGAGUCUCAGAGUCAAUCUCCAAUUAAAUCAAAACAAUAUGGAAUCAAAGAUAAAAAGAUGAAGAGAAUGUCUAUGCCAUUGGAUAUUGUUGGUCUUCCGUGUUGUCAUCUUUUAUUAGACAGUGAAAAGACGUUAUGUUCUAACUUGAGACUGUUGCCUACAAACUACUUGGACAUCAAAGGUCAACUUAUAUCAGAGAACAAUAAGUUAGGCUUUCUUAGGCUACUUGAUGCUCGUAGGAUUUUAAAGAUUGAUGUAAAUAAAACUAGGAAAAUAUAUGACUAUCUUAUGCAGGAAGGCUUUAUUAAUAUGCCUCCAGUAAAUAAAUAACUGUAUGAAAUGUGGUGAAAAUAAUGAACUUUAAUUUAUAAGAAAAACUGC
Papilio xuthus (Asian swallowtail) is the source of this 1372-nucleotide messenger RNA. RefSeq names its product Transcriptional adapter 2A (gene Ada2a). The record is from RefSeq and is a predicted model, not a curated record. Gene Ontology annotation, cellular component: SAGA-type complex; nucleus. The transcript has a single exon. Gene Ontology annotation, biological process: regulation of transcription by RNA polymerase II; chromatin remodeling. Bases 26 to 1321 code for a protein of 431 amino acids. Lineage: Eukaryota; Metazoa; Arthropoda; Insecta; Lepidoptera; Papilionidae. Gene Ontology annotation, molecular function: chromatin binding; transcription coactivator activity; protein binding.